AUGCAUGAUGCCUCGCCAUCAUCGCCAUCCCAGACAGCCUGCCCCGUCCGAUCCACUGACUCCCCAUUCUACAUUCCUCCAUCCACACAGCCUGCCGCUGCUCCUUCCGCUCUUCCCGCUGAGGAGCAUCAAUCGACCUUCUCACGACUAAACCCUCUUAAUUAUAUGUUUUCAAGCAUCUCACAAGCCCGCGCCGCGAACCAGACGGUAGACCUGCCCGUCGACCGCGAACCGUCCUCGAUCCCGCGCGCCAGCGGCGAGGGCGGCAACUGGGAGUACCCCUCGCCGCAGCAGAUGUACAACGCGAUGCUGCGGAAGGGAUACACCGACACGCCGCAGGACGCGGUGGAGUCGAUGGUCGCGGUGCACAAUUUCCUGAACGAGGGCGCGUGGAAUGAGAUCGUGCAGUGGGAGAGCACGUUCGCCCGCGGCCUGAAGAGCGGGUGGGAGAAAUGUCGGCGCGGAUCGGAGAAUUUGGAACUGGCGUUGGAGAGGGAGAGGGUGGCCGGCAGCGGCUCGAUUGAGCAGCCGAAGCUGGUCAAGUUCAUGGGGCGGCCGCAGGAGCGGACGCCCAAGGCGUCGAUGCUGCAGGUGUUGGCCUGGAUGCAUCCGGCAAAAUUCGGAACUCCGCCGCCGUUCGAUCGCCACGACUGGUAUGUCCUGCGACAGACGUCAUCAGGGCCCAAGGAAGUCCGCUACGUUAUUGAUUUCUACUCCGGCGAACCCGAGCCAACGGGCGAACCGGUCUUCUAUCUCGAUAUCCGGCCCGCGCUUGACACACCCACCGCUGCUGUUGAGCGCCUGAUGAAAUGGGGCGGAGAUGUGUGGUGGAAGGCUAGCGGGGGGUCCGUACGAGACCCCAGUUAG
Messenger RNA from Ophidiomyces ophidiicola, 867 nucleotides. It is a transcript of the gene CYC3, whose product is annotated as holocytochrome c synthase. Gene Ontology annotation, cellular component: mitochondrion. Lineage: Eukaryota; Fungi; Ascomycota; Eurotiomycetes; Onygenales; Onygenaceae. The transcript has 2 exons. Gene Ontology annotation, molecular function: holocytochrome-c synthase activity. Gene Ontology annotation, biological process: cytochrome c-heme linkage. Bases 1 to 867 code for a protein of 288 amino acids. The record is from RefSeq and is a predicted model, not a curated record.